This is a messenger RNA of Polistes canadensis, 3129 nucleotides long. RefSeq names its product neuroglobin-like. Bases 2214 to 2798 code for a protein of 194 amino acids. The transcript has 3 exons. Gene Ontology annotation, molecular function: heme binding; oxygen binding. The record is from RefSeq and is a predicted model, not a curated record. Lineage: Eukaryota; Metazoa; Arthropoda; Insecta; Hymenoptera; Vespidae.
ACUUGUUAUGGGUGCCUCAGUCUCGGCUCGCCUGGGCUCUAGGCAAUAUCGUUUACGUUCAAGAAUUGCGGUAAGCUCUAUACCAGGGAGCCCCGGGAAACGGUCUAAAGAUAGAAAAGAGGAAAUUACGGGAGGGAUAAGGAUAACUCUAUUUCAACAUAAAACAACACAAAAAAAGAAAAACAAGGACACAAUAAAUAGUCCGAGUUGAACGAGCUAAAUUUUUUUCUGUGCAGUGCAAAAGAAAAAAAGAGACAACACGAGAAAGGAUUAUUUAUUUAAUAAAACAAACAGAGAUAGAUAGAUAGAUAGAUAGAUAGAUAGAUAGAAAUAAAAUAUGAUUGGUGAAUUGUUCGUAAGAUUAUUUUGUGUGAUAAAUUGUGAAGAAAUAUAAUAAAUAAAUAAAUAAAUAAAUAAUAUAUUAUAUCAAUGGACAAGACGAGAUUCAUAUCAGAGAACGAUAUUGAAUGUUGAACAAAAAGAUGAUGAUCAGAAUUAAAGGAUAAUUUUGAUUCUUCUAUCGGUGUUCUAUAUAGGUCUUUUUUUUUUUUUAAAUUCGUCUAUAUACACUUAGACUGUUUCCUUUUUUUUUUUUUUUUUAAUUCUAUUUUCACAUAUUCUCUUUAUGUCUACUUGUGCGGUGUUAUGAUGAGCAGAAGGAAGAGAUAUCAUUUAUAACGGAGAGCUAGCGUCAGGUGCUCUCGAUUGGCUGGCUCGAUAUCAACGAAGAUAGGAAGAGAGGACAGGAAUCGAUUUACAAAAGAGAAAGAGAGAUAUAUAUAUACAUAUACACAUAUAUAUAUACAUAGAACGAAUUAGCGAGAAAAAUGGAAAAGAAAAUAAUAGGAACAAUCGUAUCUGAAGAAAUGAUCGUUCGAUGAGGACGUUUGGUAAUCUCGAGAAACACGUUAAAAACGAACGAAAGAGAGGAAGAGAGAGAGAGAGAGAGAGAGAAAAAGAGAGAAAGAGGGAGAGAGAGAGAGAAAGAGUGAAAGGUUUCUCCCGCCGAUACUCGACCUCCUGUCAAUAUCAUCAUCCUCCUUCCCUAUACUCGAGAGCAACCACCACUUGUACUUUCUUUACCCCUCCAACAAGUUCGAAUUCCUCUAAUUCAAAAUGAACAUUACCGAUCCUGACGUAUCAUAAGUGACGUGUUUCUUUCUCAAUUGGUUUUCAUCGUCGCCUUUGGAUUUAUUUUCGAUCAUCUUUCAAAAAUCAUAUUGAUUAUUGCUAAAGAAAAAAAAAGAUAAGACAACAACCAACCAACAGAAACGAGCUCAACGAGCAUCGUAUUAUCUCCUUGUGUGUGUGUUUUCUUUUUCUUUCCCCCAUUUCUUUUAUUUUUUUUUUUUUUAUUUAUUUCUUUUUUUUAAAUUCUCUUUUUUUUCCACCCGAAUUCGAAGAUUUGCGAUGAAAUCGGUGGAAACUUAGCGACGAGUCACGGACGUGUAUCCAAUCGGUGUGUCAGAAUUUCAAACGACACGUGUGUUGCGUGUUUAAGAAGAAGAAGAAGAAGAGGAGGAGAAUAAGAAGAAACAGUGAAAAAGAAAAAGUAAAGAAGGUAAAGAAGAACAUUUAGUAGAUUUUUGUCGGAAUCGCGUUAUCGCGUACGCGUGUGCGAUGAAAUGAGUUAAAAAAAAAAAGAAAAAGAAAAGGGGAAGGUUUUACCUGCCGAUUAAAAUGACGAUCGUCGCGAUUUAUGUCGAUCGUAUGACGAUCAGUCGUCAUCGAUGACGACGAAUCCAUGAAAAUUCAAUAAUAUUUCUACAGGAUUGACACACUUUUUCGAAUCGAACUUUACGCGUUUGCUCUAUAAACUGGACCAUUAAUAAUUGACUUAAAAAAAAAGAAGGAAAAGAAAAAAAAGCAUAAGCAUUUGUUUAAAAAGUAAAACAUACGCCCCGUAGGAAGGUGGAACGUUUAAAGUUACGUAAUGUUAUCGAUUUAUAACAAACAAGUGGAAAGAUACGAGCGUUCGCGAUCGAUGAUCCACCACGAUCGUGGAUUUGUUCGAUCGCCAUUUUGAAUCUUGUUAGAAGAUUCAAAUUUUAUCACGCGUUUACGUUUGUUCUCGCAAAGUGUGUAAAAAUUUAACAAAAACAAUAAGAAGAAUAAAAUAAAAAAAUUAAUUAUUAAUCGAGGACACUCGUAAGGGAGAGAUAGGAUCGGUGAUAAUAAUUACGUAUUAAAUUAAUUUCUUUGGAAAGAAAAAAAUGGGCUGCGAACUUAGCAAACUUACAGCCACGAAAUCGCGAAAUCAAAGUGAUCGCGAAGCUUCGCCACCACCACCACCACAAACUACUGUAGAUCCGAGACUUCCUUUGACAGCUAGGCAAAAAUUUACGGUUAUGGCUAGUUGGAGGGCCGUAGGGAGAGCCCUGGAAUCUACCGGUGUCUACAUGUUCAUAAGAUUAUUCGAGGAAAAUACAGAUCUAUUGGAUCUCUUCACUAAAUUUCGUGAUAUGAGAACGAAGGAACAACAAUCGUCGAGCAUGGAAUUGGCCGAACAUGCAAAAACGGUCAUGAUGACUCUCGAUGAAGGAAUUAAGUGUUUAGACGACAUGGAUACAUUUCUGACGUACCUGCAUGAGGUUGGUGCAUCGCACACUAAAAUUCCGGGCUUCGAUCGACAAUAUUUUUGGAAAAUCGAGAAGCCCUUCCUAGAUGCAGUGGAACGAACGUUGGAAGAACGUUAUUCGGAGAAUGUUAAAAACAUCUACAAGUUGACGAUCAAGUUCAUCAUCGAAACGCUUAUAGAUGGCUUUGACGAAGCACAAAGCGAAAAGGCCAAGUCCUAGUCGUAUUCAUUUGAUGAGAAUCGACAUCCUUAAAAGCGUCCUUUCUUUCUCUCUCUCUCUCUCUCUCUCCAUCUCUCUCUCUCUUUCUCUCUUUCUCUUUUUCUCUCUUUCUAUCUCGUUCUAUCUCACGCACCCGAUGUAUUCGAAUAUACGUUUCAAAUAAACGCAAACAUACACACACACACAAUCACACACGUUACUCGGCAUAUAUAGACAAUACGUAAUCGAGGAAAAAGUUUCAUAGAAAAGGGGGAUUUACUCGUAUUACGUAUUACGUAUUUUUGCGAUCGAUCCGAUCGUCUCGUCAAAAAAAAAAAAAAGAAAUUAAAAA